This is a messenger RNA of Vigna unguiculata (cowpea), 2115 nucleotides long. NCBI's taxonomy places the organism in Eukaryota, Viridiplantae, Streptophyta, Magnoliopsida, Fabales, Fabaceae. The record is from RefSeq and is a predicted model, not a curated record.
AUGGCAGAAAGGAAUGAUAUUCAGAUGCAAAUUGUUGCAUUAUCUCAACAUUUGGAGAGAUUGAUGAAGCAACAACAAGAUGAGUUUCAUGAUAGGUUGGACCAACUAGAGAAUAGUACCCCACCAAGAGGAGGAGGAGGGCCACAAAGGAAUGAAGGGAGAAUAGAAGGAGUAAGGUUGAAUGUGCCACCUUUCAAGGGGAGGAGUGAUCCUGAAGCUUACUUGGAGUGGGAGCUCAAAAUUGAGCAUGUAUUUUCUUGCAAUAAUUAUAGUGAGGAGCAAAAGGUAAGGCUUACAGCAACUGAAUUUUCUGAUUAUGCUUUAAUUUGGUGGAACAAGUUGCAAAGACAGAGGAUUAGAGAUGAGGAGCCUUUGGUGGACACUUGGGGUGAGAUGAAAAAGGUCAUGAGGAAGCGGUAUGUACCUUCUAGCUUCCAUAGGGACUUAAAAUUGAAACUACAAAGACUUUCUCAAGGAAGCAAGGGAGUGGAUGAGUAUUAUAAGGAGAUGGAGAUUCUUAUCAUCCAAGCCAAAAUUGAAGAAGAUCCUGAGGUAACUAUGACACGUUUCCUUAAUGGAUUAAAUCAUGAUAUUAGAGAUGUUGUUGAGUUGCAGGAGUUUGUGGAGAUGGAGGAUCUAUUGCAUAAAACCAUACAGAAACCUGAACAUCCACCAAAGAGGACUAGAGAAGUGAAAUGUUUUAAAUGUUUGGGCAUGGGACAUUAUGCCUAUGAGUGUCCUACAAAGAAGACCGUUCUUCUUAAGGAUAAUGGGGAGUACACAAGCGAUUCUGAUGAUGAUGAUGGAGAGGCCAUACAAACUUCAUUGGCUAGUGAAGGAGAAGAAGUCCAAGUGAAACAGCAAGCUGAAGUCUCUUUCACCAUUGGGAAAUAUGAAGAUAAGAUCUUAUGUGAUGCGGUUCCCAUGGAGGCUAGCCAUAUUCUUUUGGGAAGACCGUGGCAGUAUGACAUUAAAGCCAUUCAUGGUGGUUUCACUAACAAAUUCUCUUUCAUGUAUCAAGAUAAAAAAGUGGUCCUCAAACCCUUGUCUCCUAAAGAGGAUUAUAAAGAUGUGUUUCCAGCAAGUGUCCCUGAUGGUUUGCCACCUUUGAGAGGAAUUAAGCAUCACAUUGAUCUCAUUCCGGGAGCUGCUUUGCCCAAUAGGCCAGCUUAUAGGAGCAACCCACAAGAGACCAAGGAGAUUGAAAAACAAGUUACUGAACUCAUGAGUAAAGGUUGGGUGAGGGAUAGCAUGAGUCCAUGUGCUGUACCUAUGAUUUUGGUGCCCAAAAAGGAUGGCUCAUGGAGGAUGUGUUCUGAUUGUAGAGCAAUAAACAACAUCACCAUCAAGUAUAGGCAUCCAAUUCCAAGGUUAGAUGAUCUUCUUGAUGAACUUUAUGGUGCAUGUGUGUUUUCUAAAAUUGAUCUUAAAAGUGGCUAUAAUCAGAUUAGGAUUAGAGAAGGUGAUGAAUGGAAAACUGCUUUUAAAACUAAAUAUGGAUUGUAUGAGUGGUUGGUUAUGCUCUUUGGUUUGAAAAAUGCACCUAGUACUUUUAUGCGGUUAAAGAACCAUGUUUUAAGAGAGUUUAUUGGUAAAUUGGUUGUGGUGUACUUUGAUGAUAUUCUGAUCUAUAGCACCAGUCUUGAGUUGCAUGUUGAGCAUUUGCAAUCUGUUUUGGUUGUUCUUAGAAAAGAAAAAUUGUAUGCCAAUUUGGAAAAAUGCAUCUUUUAUUCUGAUCAUGUGGUGUUUUUGGGUUUUGUUGUGAGUGCUAAAGGUGUACAAGUUGAUGCGGAAAAGGUCAAGGCCAUCCAAGAAUGGCCUACACCUAAGACUGUUAGUAAGGUGAGGGGUUUUCAUGGUUUAGCAAGUUUUUACAGGAGAUUUGUUAAGGAUUUUAGUACACUGGCUGCACCUCUAAAUGAAAUUGUUAAAAAGAAUGUGGGUUUUAAAUGGGGAGAGAAACAAGAGGAGCCCUUUGCUUCCCUCAAGCAUAAGCUAACUAAUGCACCUAUUCUUGCCAUGCCUAAUUUUGCAAAAUCUUUUGAAAUUGAGUGUGAUGCAUCAAAUGUGGGUAUUGGGGCUGUUUUGCUGAAGUUUAUUAUACAAAGUGUUUAA